CUCUUACACGGGAAGGGGCAGCUUUGAUUCUGAUUCGAUACUUAUGUUGCCCAAUUACUCAACCUUUUGCUCUUUAUUUCGGCAAAUUCCUUUAUCCAAUUAACAAGCAAUUCGGAUUCCUGUAACUAUAACCAAUAUUUUUUCCGAAAAAACUGUGUCCCAGUUUUUAGUUCUGAAAGUCUUUACAGGUCUAGCGAACCUAAUCACAUUUUGAUUGACGUUAGUGAACAGCAAUUACCUGGAAGUCCUCAAUGCCGAGAAAACGCUCAUACCCAUCCCAACAGACUCAUCGACGGGCUCCACGACAUCUACUUAAUGUUGAUGCUGAAAUGAACAGAGAUCUACCGAGCGACCUUGAAAGAGAUGAGAAUUUUGAAACUGGAACUGAGGAGGAAGAGGAGGAAGAGAUUAGUACUGAUGUUUCUAGAAGGGCUGCAAGCAUGCAACCUGACUUGUACAUGGCUGCAAAGCGUGGGGACACUGACUUCAUCAAAAAUCUUAAAGCCGAGGAUUUGGAAGGUCCUGUUUUGUCCCAAAAAACUCCCCAAUUGAAUACAGUCCUUCAUAUUGCUGCAAGCUUAGGUCACUCUCAGCUUGUGGAAGCGAUGCUUGAAAACGACCUUGGCUUUUGGAUGGUGCAAAACUCUGCUGGUGAACUUGCUUUCCAUGUAGCUGCAUGUUGUGGGCAAUUGUCCACGUUAAAAAAAUUGGCCUCUGUCUCUGGUAGUGAAUUUCUGGUGAUUCAGAAUAAUGAAGGGAAUACUGCCCUUCACCUGGCCUUGAUAAACAAAUACAGAGAAGUGGAUUUGGUUUUGAAAACUAAGUACAGUGAGAUCGCUGGUUUCUUGGUUGAAACAAAUCCAAAAGUGUCAUAUUGUCCGAAUGAGGAGCACAAAUCUCCUCUAUAUAUGGCAGCCGAAGCAGGGGAUGCGGAAAUGGUGAAGCUCAUGAUAGAAAAAGCAGAUGGAAUUAAUAUGGCCAUGGUAGAAGGAGGAGGUAGAGUUCUGGAGGAUUUUGAGGAAGUCAAAUUAAUUGCUCACGCUGCCAUUACUGGAAGGAACAUAGAUGUGUUGGAUAGUGUUAUGAGUGAAGGUCCACAUCGCAUUAAAGAUAGAGACAGCAAGGGCAUGACACCUCUUUCCUAUGCAGCAUACAUAGGAUACCUUGAAGGGGUUCGCUACUUGUUAAACAAAUUUGCAGAUUACACGUAUGAAAGUGACCGGAAUGGCUUCUUUCCAAUUCACACAGCAUCCAGUAGAGGACAUAUCAAGAUAGUUCAAGAGUUUAUCCAAAGAUGUCCAGAUUCGGUUGAGUUGCUCAACCAUCAAGAUCAAAACAUUUUGCAAGUAGCUGCUAUGAGUGGGAAAGCCAAAGUGGUAAAUUAUAUGCUCAAAAUGCCUGAACUUGAAAUGCUUAUCAAUGAAAAAGAUGUAGAUGGAAACACAUCUUUACAUUUGGCCUCCAAGGGUCGGCAUCCUAAGGUCGUGAGCAUUCUGACAUGGGACAAAAGAGUUGACUUAAAGUUGUUGAACGAUGAAGGCAAGACAGCUCUCAACAUUGCGGGAAAGUAUAGUGGGAAGAUGCCCUCGUUUAGAGAGCGAUUAACGUGGUUAGCCUUGAGAUACGCCAGCGUCGAAUCACAUGCUCCUAGUCCAAGCAUGGACAAGGAUAAGGAAACCAUCACUAAGAACUCACAAAGCUCAAAGCCAAGGCAGACACCCAACAUGGACAAUUACAAGGAUAGGGUCAACACUCUAUUGUUGGUUGCAACACUUGUGGCCACUGUAACCUUUGCUGCAGGUUUCACUGUGCCAGGCGGCAACGAUGACUCUGAUCCACACAAAGGCAUGGCAAAAUUCCUUAGACACCACUUGUUCCAAGUAUUCAUUAUCAGCAACACCAUAGCUAUGUAUAGUUCUGUUACUGUUGUUGUUGCACUCAUCUGGGCACAAUUAGGUGAUCUUAACUUGGUUAUUGCUUCCCUUAAGUUUGCCGUGCCAAUAUUGGGACUAGCUCUUGUUAUGGUCUCCUCAGCAUUCAUGACUGGUAGUUAUUUAAUGGUGAGAGGCCUCCACUGGCUUGCUUCUAUCGUUUUGAUCAUUGGAUCAUUCUUCCUCCUUAUCCUCACGUUACUAUUUUUUCCACUAUGUUUGCCAAGUUCCUUACUGUAAGGUUGAAUUUAUUCA
Messenger RNA from Quercus robur (English oak), 2186 nucleotides. RefSeq names its product protein ACCELERATED CELL DEATH 6-like. Gene Ontology annotation, cellular component: plasma membrane. The record is from RefSeq and is a predicted model, not a curated record. Bases 252 to 2171 code for a protein of 639 amino acids. Gene Ontology annotation, molecular function: protein phosphatase 1 binding; protein phosphatase regulator activity. The transcript has 4 exons. Lineage: Eukaryota; Viridiplantae; Streptophyta; Magnoliopsida; Fagales; Fagaceae.